AUCACUGGUGGGUGUGUCUGCUCUCACAAUAUAGCUGCGGAGGAAAGUGAUAAUGGUAUAGACAAUGCAAGUGGCGACAAUGGAACAAUACUCGGCGCCGGGGACCCGGUCGGCGGCGCAGGAGGACUUGAUGGCAACGGAGUCGUCGCCGGAGAUACUGGCUUCGUGCUAGGAGCCGUAGCUGGAGUAACAGCUAGUGGGGAUAGAGAUGGAACAGCCAGAGGAGGCGAAAUUACCGGAGGUGGUGGAGUGUUUGGUACAGGAGGAGGAGUAGCCGGUGGUGGUGCGCUCACUGGCGGAGGAGUAGCUGGUGGUGGUGCGCUCACUGGGGGAGGAGUAGCUGGUGGUGGUGCACUCACUGGGGGAGGAGUAGCUGGUGGUGGUGCACUCACUGGCGGCGGAGUAGCUGGUGGUGGUGCGCUAACUGGCGGCGGAGUAGCUGGUGGUGGUGCGCUCACUGGCGGAGGAGUAGCGGGCGGUGGAGUUGAAACUGUAGGAGGCGGCGUCGCCGUUGGAGGUGGCGUUGUUGUCGGUGGUGGAGUUGCCGUUGGUGUCGGUGGCGCGGCAGUGGUGGUUGGAGGAGGAGCAGUGGUAGUAGGAGGAGCCGGUGUUACAGGAGUUGAUGAAGGAGAUGUUGCAGGAGCUUGGCCUCCGACACCGGCGACGACAAUGCAGACAAAAGCUAUACCAAACAAUGACUUGCGAUCCAUCACGAGAGGGGUUUAUCCUACGCACUCUCUCAGCUCUUAACCUGCGCACUGGUGGCCGAAGGUUGACAACGUGUAGAGAGAGAUUGACCGUGCGUCUGAAUCGAGGAGGGAACAGACUAUAUAUAGGCCC
Ilex paraguariensis (yerba mate) is the source of this 840-nucleotide messenger RNA. Lineage: Eukaryota; Viridiplantae; Streptophyta; Magnoliopsida; Aquifoliales; Aquifoliaceae. The record is from the annotation of a GenBank genome assembly.